AAAGAAGUUGAAAAAAUGAAAGCCAACGGUGCCAAAAGUAGAAAACGGAGGUUUACCAACCCCAUCGAUUCCUCAUCCGAGAGGCAAAUAAUUGGAGGUUUUACGAUAAUUUGAUCUGUGAUUAUGAUGCCAUCAAGCGACCGUAUGAGCUUACCGGUAUCAGAUCCUUCUCCUCAGCAAAGAGGCGGCGCCGCCGCCGGCGAACAGAGGCUCUUCAAAGGAUCCACCAUGACCUCCCGCGGUGCUUACGCUGCCGUCUCUUACAUGUCUUGCGCGGUGAUGCUUGUAUUGUUCAACAAAGCAGCUCUUUCAUCAUACAGUUUUCCAUCUGCAAAUGUCAUCACACUAUUUCAGAUGAUAUGCUCAUGUUCUUUUCUUUACAUUUUACGCCGAUGGAAAAUCAUAUCUUUUACAUCAGGUGACACGUCAUCAUCAUCAAUCACUGACAACUCAACCUCAACAAGAUUCUUGUCACUUCAGACAUUGAUCCAAACUUCACCUCUUGCUCUCACUUAUUUGCUUUACAUGCUAGCUACUAUGGAGUCUGUAAGAGGGGUAAAUGUGCCAAUGUACACAACACUUAGAAGGACAACAGUUGUAUUUACAAUGUUUGUGGAGUUUAUAUUGAUUGGUCAAAAGUAUAGUCGAUCUGUAAUUGGAAGUGUAGGUUUGAUUGUAUUUGGUGCUUUUGUUGCUGGAUCUCGGGAUUUAUCAUUUGAUGCUUAUGGAUAUUCGAUUGUCUUCUUAUCAAAUAUCACAACAGCAAUAUAUCUUGCUACAAUAUCUCGAAUUGGGAAAUCAAGUGGGUUAAAUAGCUUUGGACUUAUGUGGUGCAAUGGAAUUUUAUGUGGGCCCGUUCUUCUGUUUUGGACAUUGAUACGUGGUGACCUUCGGAUGACUAUGGAUUUUCCUUAUCUUUUUGCUCCUGGAUUUAUGAUUGUGUUGCUUCUAUCAUGUAUGCUUGCUUUUCUUUUGAAUUACUCGAUUUUCCUCAACACAACCCUCAAUUCAGCAGUCACACAGACAAUCUGUGGUAAUUUGAAGGAUCUUUUUACAAUUUCAUUAGGGUGGAUGUUUUUUGGUGGUCUUCCAUUUGAUCUUUUGAAUGUUAUGGGGCAACUUCUUGGAUUUAUUGGAUCGGGUUUAUAUGCGUACUUCAAACUCUUUGGGAAGUGACAUGCUCAAGAUUCUAACAUGCCUAAUUAUUUCUAUAAAUUACUUGGUUUUUGCUUUAAAAUGGUAUAUAUAUUUCAUUCAGAGUAAAAAUAUAUUUAUUUCGAAAAUUUUCAAA
Lactuca sativa (garden lettuce) is the source of this 1291-nucleotide messenger RNA. Its product is annotated as Nucleotide/sugar transporter family protein. NCBI's taxonomy places the organism in Eukaryota, Viridiplantae, Streptophyta, Magnoliopsida, Asterales, Asteraceae. The record is from RefSeq and is a predicted model, not a curated record.